Odobenus rosmarus divergens (Pacific walrus) is the source of this 1302-nucleotide messenger RNA. RefSeq names its product mitochondrial ribosomal protein S30 (gene MRPS30). Gene Ontology annotation, biological process: translation. The record is from RefSeq and is a predicted model, not a curated record. Gene Ontology annotation, molecular function: structural constituent of ribosome. The transcript has 5 exons. Gene Ontology annotation, cellular component: mitochondrial large ribosomal subunit; ribosome; mitochondrion. NCBI's taxonomy places the organism in Eukaryota, Metazoa, Chordata, Mammalia, Carnivora, Odobenidae.
AUGGCGGCGGCCAGGUGCUGCAGGCUAGCGCUCCGCGGACCGGGGCUGUCAUUGCACACUGCGGCCGAGGCCGCCGUCACGGCUCCAGAAGUGACCGGCCCCGAUGUCACGGCGGCCCCCGUCGCGCGCUACCCGCCGAUUGUGGGCUCCCUGACUGCCAAGAGCAAGGCGGCACGGCAGCGGCGAGUGGAGCGGUGGCAGGCGACGGUGCACGAGGCCUUGUCGGUGGACGAGAAGCUGCGAAUCCUCACCAAGAUGCAGUUCAUGAAGUACGUGGUUUAUCCGCAGACUUUCGCCCUGAACGCUGACCGCUGGUAUCAAAGUUUCACCAAGACCGCGUUUCUGUCGGGCCUGCCGCCGCCAGCCGAGCCCGCGGAGCCCGCGCCCGCCCUGGACCUAGCGGCCCUGCGCGCCGCCACGUGUGACUGCCUCCUGCAGGAGCACUUCUACCUGCGGCGCAAGCGGCGCCCUCCCCUCUACCGGGACCGCGAGGCUAUCGCCUCGCCGUUCCUGGAUCAGCUGGCGGCCACCCUCAUGGGCCUGCUCAGCGCACACAACCCCGCCCUGGCCACCGCCACCCUCGAUUGUAAACGCCCAGUUCACUUUUACUGGUUGCGAGGUGAAGAAAUUAUUCCUCGUGGUCAUCGGAAAGGUCGAGUUGAUGCUUUGCGAUACCAAAUAAAUGAUAAACCACACAACCAGAUUCGAAUAUCCAAACAACUCCCAGAGUUUGUGCCGCUGGAUUAUUCUAUACCUGUUGAAAUCCCUGUUAUAACUUGUAAGCCAGACAAACUUCCCUUAUUCAAACGACAGUAUGAAAAUACCAUAUUUAUUGGCUCAAAGACAGCAGACCCAUACUGUUAUGGUCACACACAGUUUCAUCUGUUACCUGACAAAUUAAAAAGGGAAAGGCUUUUGAAACAGAACUGUGCCGAUCAGAUAGAAGUUGUUUUUAGAGCUAAUGCUAUUGCAAGCCUCUUUGCUUGGACUGGAGCACAAGCUCUGUAUCAAGGAUUUUGGAGUGAAGCAGAUGUUACUCGGCCUUUUGUCUCUCAGGGCGUGAUCACAGAUGGAAAAUACUUUUCCUUUUUCUGCUACCAGUUAAAUACUUUGGCACUGACUGCACAAGCUGAUCAAAAUAACCCUCGUAAAAAUAUAUGUUGGGGGACACAAAGUAAGCCUCUUUAUGAAACAAUUGAAGAUAAUAAUGUGAAAGGUUUUAAUGAUGAUGUCCUGCUCCAGGUAGUUCACUUUCUACUGAACAGACCAAAAGAAGACAAAUGACAGCUGUUGGAAAACUAA